Caenorhabditis angaria is the source of this 382-nucleotide messenger RNA. Lineage: Eukaryota; Metazoa; Nematoda; Chromadorea; Rhabditida; Rhabditidae. The record is from the annotation of a GenBank genome assembly.
AUGGGAAGGGAGACACUACGGAAACCUGAAUUAAAUGAAGACAUACGAGAAAGGAAUUCGCAAAUUACGAAAAUAACAAUCAAUGAGUGGAAAAUAUUGUAUUUUGCCGAGUUUGACAUUGGAAGAGUUUUGGUGGCCUAGAAAACCAAAAAAAAUAACAAUUUUCUAGUCCCCAAAUCGUUCUGAAUACAUAUUCCAGAUGAAUCAACGGAAUCAGCAAAGUCAUCAAAGGGAAUUCGUCGAUUUCUACCACUAUAAUCCACCCGAUUCAGAUUCAGAAGAUCUCGAAGAAUUCAAAGAUCACAUUCAAGUUCGACCAACUCAAGAUUUUCAAAUUCGAAAUGCGGAAGAUCGAGAAUCUUAUGAAAAUCAAGAUAGAUAG